CCCCAUCACUUCCGGGCUGAUAACAAGGGCCAUACAUGCCCGCAGAUUUCCACUAAAAUCUCUUAGUUUGAUGUAUACAUUGGCACCAUUGCUUUGAUGUUUGGGCGUGACAUGAUGACACAAGCCAGCAAAUGAUUUUGGUGUAUUGACGAAAUUAUUCCAAGAGCCGCGAGAAUAGCGGGCGAGAAAGAGCACACCUGUAAUGCCGGGCUGAUGAUGGUGAUGCUAACGUCGAUAGCAUUUGAUAGGCGCUGUCUUGCGUCCCUCCACCUGUCUGGCAGUGUUAAACAGUGUCUGUUAGUCCGAGCAGAUCCACCAAAGGGACCACCAGUGCAUGAGAAGGAACACAACCAGUCUCCAAAAGAAGUAUCUGGGUGUGUCCCUCACCCUUCCUGCCCUGCCCACCUCAUCUGACUCCACCCCCUGACCCUUGAACCCUGACCUGCAAGAUGAAACUGAAAGAGGACAUGAACCCGCUGCUGCUGCAAGUCUUCCGCUCAGUGGUCUGGGUCUGCUCUUUCAUUACCUUCCUGCCAUGGUACUUCCUCUCGGGUGCCGACACCAACCUAGACCGGGCACGGCGGGUCAAGGCGCGGUCGGUGAGUGGGCGUCCAGCGGGCCCUUACCGGGCGACCAACCAAGCGGGCGGUAUCCAUCAGAAGCUGGUGUGGUCCUUGCACCUGGGGGUUGACACCCUGGACAAGGUGAUGGUGCACGGGGCGACCAGGUUCCCAGAGAGGGACUGCCUGGGCACCAGAGAGGUGUUGAACGAGGAGGACGAGCUCCAACCCAACGGGAAGGUCUUCAAGAAGGUUAUCCUAGGGGAGUAUCAGUGGAUGUCGUACGAGGAGACCUACCAGGCAGCAGUGUGUUUUGGCAGUGGUCUGGCUGCGCUGGGCCAGAGGCCUCAGUGUAACAUCGCCAUUUUCUGUGAGACCAGGGCUGAGUGGAUGAUAGCAGCACAGGCCUGCUUCAUAUACAACUUCCCAUUGGUGACGUUGUACUCUACUCUGGGCGGAGCGGCCAUCGCCCACGGUCUCAAUGAAACAGAGAUCACCCACAUCAUCACCAGCAAAGACCUGCUGCACAGCCGUCUCAAGGCGAUCCUGUUAGAGGUGCCUCGGCUGCAGCACAUUAUCGUGGUGGACAGUAAGCCAACCAGCUGGCCUGGCUUCCCCCGCGGCAUCAUGGUCCACAACUUGGUCGCUGUGCAGGAGCUGGGCUCUCGACCUGACAACAUGGCGGUGGCACGCCGGCAGCCCCUGCCCUCUGACAUCGCUGUCAUCAUGUACACCAGCGGCUCCACCGGCAUCCCCAAGGGUGUGAUGAUCUCCCAUAGCAACAUCAUUGCGGGCAUCACGGGCAUGGCAGAGCGCAUCCCAGACCUGGAUGAGACAGACACCUACAUUGGGUACCUACCGCUGGCUCAUGUUCUGGAGCUCAGUGCAGAGAUGGUGUGUAUCUCUCACGGCUGCCGCAUCGGAUACUCCUCCCCACAGACGCUAGCAGACCAGUCGACAAAGAUUAAGAAGGGCAGUAAAGGAGACACCAGUGUUCUGAAGCCUACACUCAUGGCUGCUGUACCUGAAAUCAUGGAUCGCAUCUAUAAGAAUGUGAUGACCAAGGUGGAGGAGAUGAGCAGUGUGCAGAGAACCCUGUUUGUGUUGGCCUACAACUAUAAGAUGGAACAGAUGACCAAGGGCUACAGCACCCCGCUCUGUGACAGUCUGGUGUUUAGGAAGGUGCGCUCGUUGUUAGGAGGUCACAUGCGGGUGCUGUUGUCGGGCGGCGCGCCCCUUUCUGCCGCCACACAGCGCUUCAUGAACAUCUGCCUCUGCUGUCCCGUGGGCCAGGGCUACGGCCUCACUGAGACCUGUGGAGCUGGCACCAUCAGUGAGAUGUGGGACUACAGCACAGGCCGGGUCGGAGCUCCUCUGGUCUGCUCUGAGAUCACCCUCAAGGACUGGGAAGAGGGCGGUUACUACAGCACAGACAAGCCCAACCCAAGAGGUGAGAUUGUGAUCGGCGGGCCCAAUGUGACCAUGGGUUACUACAAGAACGAGGUGAAGAACCGCGAGGACUUCUUCGUGGACAGCAACGGCCAGCGCUGGUUCUGUACAGGAGACAUCGGGGAGCUCCACCCUGACGGCUGCCUCAAGAUCAUCGACCGUAAGAAGGACCUGGUGAAGCUCCAGGCUGGGGAGUAUGUGUCUCUGGGGAAGGUGGAGGCCAUGCUGAAGAACUGCCCUUUCGUAGACAACAUCUGUGCUUACGCAAACAGUGACCAGUCAUAUGUGAUUGGCUUUGUGGUGCCCAAUCAAAAGCAGCUGACAGUGCUGGCGGAGCAGAGAGGGUUACGGGGCAGCUGGGAGGAGAUCUGUAACAACCCUGACAUGGAAAGAGACGUCCUCCGCAUCAUCACCGAGGCCGCCCUGUCAGCCAAACUUGAGCGCUUUGAGAUCCCUAAGAAGAUCCGUCUUAGUGCAGAGCCCUGGACCCCAGAGACUGGCCUGGUUACGGACGCAUUCAAACUCAAACGUAAGGAGCUCAAAUCACAUUACCAGGAUGACAUCGAAAGGAUGUACGGUGGCAAGUAACACACACACACAGAGGGAGAGAGGAGGAACGACCCAUUGUACUUCCUCAACCUCUUGACUUCCCUUCCGACUAGUUACAAUCAAACGGAAAAUAACUGUCAGUCAAUCCAGACCCCCAACAAAGACGGAGAGGCCAAGCCAGUUGGAGUGACAUCCGUUGCUUCUCUUCUUCAAAGGUUUUUCUGGGUCUGUGUGUUGCUAUGAUGACGAUGGCAUCGUUGACAUGACCCGGCGAAGACACAGGAAAUUACAAGUUUGUACAAAAGACUGCUUCGGGCACUAUGUCCCCCCCCCCCCCCGGCAUGUGUGUAGUCCAGACACCCGAUGGGAGACUGGUUUGUUGUUGUGUUACUGUGGCCUGAGUCGUGUUCGGAAGAAAACUGACAAACGGAACGACUACCUAAACUUGUCCAAUAAGAAACACUUGUUUUCCGUUGCAAAAUGUUUUGUUGCAGUAAACACCAAUGAAUAUGACCCUGAAAAAGGAGGCCCUUCGGUUUAAAUGUCCCAUAUCCAGGUUUGAGUCUAUGCAGGGAUCUCUUUUCUUGUAUAUGUUUUUUUUGGGGGGUGUAGUGAUAUUUGUUGUUCUGUUCAUGUUUCAUUACGGUUCUUUAACUUAUACAGUUUGUCUUCAUUCGCUUCCGAAGCCAUUCAAUGAACAUCCUGUGUCUGAGAGAAGUGUUUCAAAGCCAUGAAAGAUUUUUUUUAAAGCAACUUGCGUUCUUAAUUUGCUUUUCUUAUAUUUUUCUGAACGGUUUGUUUCUCUUUUAUAUUGUUUUUUUCUCCUGUUUCUAUUCUAUUUCUCUAUUGGUUCUAUUCUAUGGAAGAGUAUGUGUUUAGUGAUUUGACUAGAUGAAGUCCUGUCACUCUUUUUUUCUGUGUUAGUGAUGUCAUCUCCUUCUGGCUCUGUUCCUCUGGCUGGCUGAUGUGAUGUGCCUAGGUUGGCUCGUAGAACCUGUUUGUCAUAAAUAAUCAGUGUUGGGGAAACUACUCUGAAAAUAUAGUUUACCAAGUUACCAAUUACUUCAUACUGGAAGAAGUUAGGAUACACUAAAGCUACCCUUCAGAAAACUAUUUCAGUUAGGUAGAAUAUAGUUAACUGCAUAUCUAAAUCUGAAAUGUCAGUUACUACAAAUGGCAAGACGGAUCACUCUGGAGUCAGAUGUUAACUGAAUGUGUAAAUUUGCCUAUUAAAAACAAAAACUGUUUCAAGGGAUAAUUAGGCAGAUCUGAUGCUGAAAAAGAAAAUGAUUUUCUACUUCCAUCAUAAUUUAUUUUCACAAAAAAUGUAGUAUGUAGCCUAGUUUCAGUAGUUAGCUGCACCACUACAUGGCAAAAAAGUAAUCAACUACUGAAAACACUACCUCCAUUUGAAUUUAGUUCACCACUAAGCUACUGCAAAAUGCUGUUAAAUUACUAGUUAAACUACAUGUAGUUCACUUCUCCCAAACUCUGUGAAUAAUGUAGUCUGAUCCUCUGACUAUUAUUGGGAUGCAUGAGUUAACCAGAGCAAGAAGAACUGAUCUGGGACCAGGUUAGUAAUGAUGGUGAAGUGUCCAAGGUGGCUUCAGGGAAGUAGAAUGAAGUUGCCCCCAAAGCUAAGUUUUUCUUGUCUCCCCUGUGGUUGUGGUAAGGAUAAGCUGAUCCUUGAUCUGUGCCUAAGUGCAACUUGUCAUCAUGGGCUGUCAAUCCCACUGAGGCUCUUAUUUCUAUCACUUAACCAGCAGGGGCCAACAUAUACAUAUAUACAUAUAUACAUACAUACACACAUAUAUAUAUAUAUAUAUAUAUAUAUAUAUAUAUAUACAUAGUUGAAGUCGGAAGUUUACAUACACCUUAGCCAAAUACCUUUGAUUGUUUUUCACAAUUUCUGACAUUUAAUCCUAGUAAAAAUUUCCUGUCUUAGGUCAGUUAGGAUCACCACUUUAUUUUAAGAACGUGAAAUGUCAGAAUAAUAGUAGAGCGAAGGAUUGAUUGAUUUCAUCACAUUCCCAGUGGGUCAGAAGUUUACAUACACUCAAUUGGUAUUUGGUAACAUUGCCUUUUUAAAUUGCUUAUUUUGGGUCAAAUGUGUUGGGUAGCUUUCCACAAGCUUCCCACAAUACGUUGGGUGAAUUUUGGCCCUUCUGACAGAGAUGGUGUAACUGAGUCAGGUUUGUAGGCCUCCUUGCUCAUACACACUUUUCAGUUCUGCCCACAAACUUUCUAUAGGAUUGAGGUCAGGGCUUUGUGAUGGCCACUCCAAUACCUUGACUUUGUUGUCCUUAAGCCAUUUUGCCACAACUUUGGAAGUAUGCUUGGGGUCAUUGUCCAUUUGGAAGACCCAUUUGUGACCAAGCUUUAACUUCCUGACUGAUGUCUUGAGAUGUUGCUUCAAUAUAUCCACAUCAUUUUCCAGUGUAGUCAUUGUUAAUGUUGUAAAUGACUAUUGUAGCUGGAAACGGCAGAUUUUUUAAAUGGAAAAUCUACAGAGGCCAAUUAUCAUCAACCAUCACUCCUGUGUUGUAGCGGCACGUUGUUAGCUAAUCCAAGUUUAUAAUUUUAAAAGGCUAAUUGAUCAUUAGAAAACCCUUUUGCAAUUACGUUAGCACAGCUGAAACUGUUGUUCUGAUUUAAAGAAGCAAUAAAACUGGCCUUCUUUAGACUAGUUGAGUAUCUGGAGCAUCAGCAUUUGUGGGUUCGAUUACAGGCUCAAAAUGGCCAGAGACAAACUUUCUUCUGAAACUUGUCAGUCUAUUCUUGUUCUAAGAAACUGAAGAUCUUGUACAACGCGGUGUACUACUCCCUUCACAGAACAGUGCAAACUGGCCCUAACCAGAAUAGAAAGAGGAGUGGGAGGCCCCGGUGCACAAAUGAGCAAGACGACAAGUACAUUAGAAAGUCUAGUUUCACAAGUCCUCAACUGGCAACUUCAUUAAAUAGUACCCGCAAAACACCAGUCUCAACGUCAACAAUGAAGAGGCGACUCCGGGAUGCUGGCCUUCUAAGUGACCCCAAACUUUUGAACAGUAGUGUAUAUAUAAUAAUGUCCAAACGUACAGCUAGGGGUGUGUGUGGUUUGUGCGUGUGGCUGAUGUUUGGGUUUGUUUCUGUGUGUGUGUGUACUUACUGCCCUGAGCUUGUUCCAAGUUCCCCAUUUUUCUGAAGCCCACUGGAUGCCCACUCACAUGAUCUGUGUCAGUCUGUUACCUUUCAACGUUUUCUCCAGUAAAACAAUGGUACCUACCUACACUGUAUGCUGCUCAACCAGGUCUGUAGCUCCAUAAACCAUAUCACAUGAACUAUCUGGCUCCGUAAACCACAAAACCGUGUAAAACUGGCUCAAACCUACCAUGUUACUCCUGAAAAUGAUGUCCAAUGUAACUCAAGCAUGUCUCCAAGAGAACCAAUGAAUUGUUGUCCAGAUCUGUAGUUGUUUGGAAGACUGUGUGUCAUACACUGGCACUGUACUCCAUUGGACCCUUCUGAUAAUACAGUAAUACAUCCUCCUAUUUCUAUGUUACAGCUCUGUUACUAUGAUUGAUGAAAUAUAGAUUAAAUGUGCAAUACUUAUACGAAACACAAAUUCUAAAACUAAAUGAUGUACUGGAAAAAUGCAGAGAGAGAGAGCCCCUCCACAGUGUAUGAAUGUAUGGGUGCGGGCCUGUCUCUUUCCAGACAGACAGAAGGGCAGACAGUAAACAUUGUUAUACAAGUAGGAGCGUAGUCUCUAUGGAGUGAUAUUAGUGCCAACAGAAAUGUAAUCUGAAUUCAAUCAUUUUAAAUGUAAUCAAAUUUGUUGGCACUAUUAUGACUAAAUACCAAUUUUUCUGGAUUGUGAAAGUACUGUGCUGAUGACGAUACCCAAUUAUAUUGGGGACUCUGUCGUGAAGACUAAUAUUUUGGCCUUAAAUGUUGUGAAUGUAAAAGAAAAGAGACACUAAUCAGGUUUCCAUCCGAGCUUCUUAUGCGAGUAAAGUAGAUCAGAUAAAAAAUGUCACGACAGGCCUGAUGGAAACAGGAAAUUUGCAAAUGUUGACACAACUAAAUAGGCCUUGCGUGGGAACUUUUUGUGUCAAACUAAUUAUGGAGGUGGAAACGCUGUUAUGCGCAAAUAUUGAUAUAAUAACCAUGUCUAAGUAAACUUGGAGUCGUGCAAUGGAAUGUUGUGUGGUCCUCCCACUACGACUUGGAAAAGCAUGCAGUUUAUUAGGCUACAGAUGAAAUAAGUUAUAAUGAACUUCACAGGGUGGUGAAAGUGCACAGUGAUGAGCUUGAUACUCUUUUCUUAUUCUUGUGACUUGAUUAUCGAUGACUGGCUGCCAUUUGACAAAUAAAAAUAACCUCACUCUUUUGUCCCUAAUAAUCUCAUGUGUAGGCUCUACCCGCACUUUAUCUGCACGCUGUUGUUUAGAGCGCAAGUGCCAAGCCCAGUGUGCACAUUCACCAUAUAAUGCAACAUUUAUUGUGACAAAACCAUCAGUAGUUUAAAAUGUGAUGGAUUUUUAAAUAUUUUUUAUGUACACUAUGUCAUCACGCAUACAUCUGUACAUCUUUUUAUGCAGAUUUUAGAAUAUUUGCAUGAAAAUCUGUCACUAAUUGGAUACAACUUUUAGCUAAUGAUGAAGAAAAAGGUACUGCAGGUGAACAGUGAUUUGGGUUACAUGAUUCCGUGUGAAUAUAUUUACAUGAGUUUUAUCGAUAAGGCCAACUUUGAUUAGGUAUUUGUCAAGUUAUUUUGGAUACGCACUUCAAAGGUAUGUCAGACAUCCUUCCCCAAAAGAACCUUUCUAUGGAUUUGAUUUCAGGAAGAUCAAAAACAUCAUAAAUAUCUUUGGGUCAUAUGUAUAGGCUGCCUUAUUGUAUCUGUUGUCUGCAAAUGAAUUGCUGUGUUUGAUUUGUGCAAUGUACAGCCUAGAAGAGGAACAACUUGGGUAUUCAAUAUUUUGUCAACGGCUGUACAUUUUGAAAUGUAUUGACUUACAUUUCUUGUAUUUGGGAUUGCAGGCGAUUUAAAAAUAUUUAUUUUUAACAAGGGUCAAUAACACUAGUGGUUAUCCUUAGUCUCAACUGGAGUCUUCAGCUGUCCCAAUUAAACAUUUCAUCACUUGAUUUGUCAACAAUUCUGGGCAAAUAAUAUUGUGAAGUCCAAAGACAGUUUAGUCUGGUGAAUUUGAAUUAUUUAUACUCAUUAUCUGUGAACACAGCUCUGGUACACUCACAAAUCCACUGAUAGUAUGAACAAAGUCAAAGAAAGUCCCCUUCUCAGAGGUUUGAUAUCGCUUGGAAUAUAUCAGCAUUCAAACACUCCCCUGUUUUGAGUCUAAAAUACUGCUACUGUUUACAAAUGGGGAACCCAGAUGCAGGCUAGUUCCCUUCUUACAUUUCCUGAUAUUUCCUUCUCUGGACAUUUCAUUGGUUCAUUGUAUUCAACUCCCAACCAGUCGAUCCAAUCUGCUGCUCUGCUAUCCCAUACCAGCCUACAAUUGGUGGGUUGCCUUGUUACACGGGUCAGAAGAUUUCUACAUGGUUCAUAGGAAUAUACAAAGUGUUUUGUCCGAGUGUUUGUCUCUGAGGAUACACGUGUAUAUACAUAAUGUGUCCUAGUAGUGACGUCAUCCACACUACUUUGGCAUCCUUUGGCAUCCGGUACAUCAGUGUGGUGUACAGAUGAAUUUGACCACUCCUAUUGUUUCUCGUACUGUAAAUAUGUUGGGAGGGGAAGGGUUAAUAUGAUCAAAGCUUUUGAAAAUAUACCAGUUGUACAGGUGUAAUACCUCUGUUGUUGACCAGUUUUGGGGGUCUUUAUCAUUCUCCUUUUGUGUGGGUUACUGGCCUUUUCACAAGUGUCUCGUUCCUUAUUUAUUUGUAAUUUGGCCUUGUCAAGAAAAUACAAGUUUGUGAUUGGUAUAAAAAUGAUCAUAUUUGUAUGUGUUCCGUUUCAUUUAUAGUUAUGGGGAUUAUAUAGAUUCUUGUGGGUGUCUUUUUGAAUGAUUCUGUACAUGUAUGUAUAACACCUGUACAUUCCAUCACAGACAGUGACCCUCACAACGGUCCUAAGGUUAGGAGUAUUAAUGUAGCAGGUUAGGAGAAUUAGGUUAAGAAAAGGGUUAGGGUUAGCUAAAAUGCAAAAAAAAAUUCAACUUUUGAUGUAAAUUUGACAAGCUGGAUCCCUAUUAGCUAUGACCAGCUUGAGUAGAAUUGUCUUGAAGCUAGCGUUUCUAUGGCAACGAAGCCCAGAGGAAGUGUGUUUUUAAAAAUAUAUAUAAACUAGGGUACAGGGGAGGAAUUCCUACACCGGAUAUCUUGUUACACCUGUUAAGUCAUUGAUAAUCUGCCAUUUUUUUGUAAUUUCAUUAAGUUAUAAGCAGGGUCAUAGCUAUAUUCAAUAAAAUUCACAAGUUGAUUUAACCCUU
This is a messenger RNA of Oncorhynchus masou masou (cherry salmon), 8992 nucleotides long. RefSeq names its product fatty acid CoA ligase Acsl3-like. Lineage: Eukaryota; Metazoa; Chordata; Actinopteri; Salmoniformes; Salmonidae. Gene Ontology annotation, cellular component: lipid droplet; plasma membrane; endoplasmic reticulum. Bases 450 to 2597 code for a protein of 715 amino acids. The record is from RefSeq and is a predicted model, not a curated record. Gene Ontology annotation, biological process: neuron differentiation; long-chain fatty-acyl-CoA metabolic process; long-chain fatty acid metabolic process. Gene Ontology annotation, molecular function: long-chain fatty acid-CoA ligase activity. The transcript is spliced from 16 exons.